CUUCCGGAUGGUCUGAAAACAAGACGGGAAAUCCAGAGAUUUUGUCUUCAAAAUAAGUCAAAGUCAAAUUAACGACCCACAAAAAACUUCAACACAUUCGUUGUUGAGGUUUUUAUUUUGAAGGUGAUAGCCGGAAGAGAUUUUUGUUUCUAUCCUUGUGGCGAAAGUGGAGACACGCUGGCUCAAACUGCGAGGUGGCUUACUUCCCCUGCAUGUCAGAGUGAGCUGCUCCACAUCUCUGGUGGUGUUUGGGGUGUGUCGUGAUGGAUCUGCCGUGCCUGCAGUGGCAACAUCACGUCGCACAGAAAUGGACGCUGCUCGACCCUGAGCUCAAACAGUAUUUUACUUCCCUGCUUGGAGUAGAUGAUGUUUUCAAGUGUGCCCUAAGUCACACAACCCAAGAGGACCUGGACUUUCUGCAGAGCAUAUCAGAGGGAUGCAAAAGACAGAAGGAUGCAGAGGAAGCCGCUAGAUGUAGAGAGAGGGGAAACUCCAGCUUCAAGAGCAGAAAAUACACUGCAGCUGCCCUGCACUACUCACAGGGUGUUUGUUUUGCUCCCCAAAGUUCAGAGCAGCUGUCUCUCUGCUAUGCCAACCGUUCUGCCGCCCUCUACCAUCUGCAGCGCUACCAGGAGUGCCUUGAUGACAUUGACAGGGCCCUGAAACAUGGCUACCCCCCUCAUCUGCAACACAAAUUACAGGACCGCUCUGCACAAUGCCUCCACCACCUCUCCAUGUGUCAAAAGGGAAAACUAGAUCGUCACCAACCCGCCACGAGGAAUCACAAAGGGCUCGACAGAGUAGAAAGGCCAACUGUAAAACCUAUCAAGAAGUGUGUUUAUAAUGGCACCGGUCCCAUUGACUGCAUUUCUCCUCAAGUUGCUGUAGGCUACAGCCUAGAGAAAGGACGACACUUGGUGGUUACAGACAGAAUAGCAGCUGGGGAGGUGAUCCUGAAAGAUAGGCCAUACAGCUGUAUCCUUAUACCAGGGAAGGAGGAAGCAAAAGGGAAAGAAAGAGGGCAAGACACCUUGUUUGGGACAGAAGACAGGCAUUGUCAUAGAUGUUUGAGUGAAACUGUUUGUCCCGUACCAUGUGAGGGAUGCAGUUACAGCUGUUACUGUUCAAAUGAGUGUCAGCAAGCGGCCUGGGAAGAGCAUCACCGCUGGGAGUGUCCGCUCGGAGCAGAUCUGGUGCAGAUGGGUGUCAUGUCACAGCUGGCUCUGAGGGUGACACUAAAGGCAGGAUUUAAAAAUGUCCAAAUGGCAAGGGGGGCCAUUAGAGACAAGGAUAGUGCUUCUAAACCAAUCACUGAGCCCAGGCCAACCAUUUUAAACAAUGACUCUGAGUCCAAUAAUUCCUUUUCAUUACAUACAAACGCAGCCGAGCCUUGCGCCUUGUACUACGGUGACUCAUACCUCAGCGUCUACCACUUACUGCACCACUUGAGUCGCCACAGCCCUAGUCUGCGUUUCCUGUGUGCAGUUACCGUAGCAACACUCUACCUGAAGCUUAGCAGGGCAGGGCUUCCACCUGCCUCUUGGGACCUCAGGGGAUCCUCGGGGGUAGACAGCCAAUCACAGAGCUCAGAUGACGAGAGUGAAACUGCAGAUUGGAGCCCAGGGCAUUGGCUGCUGGGAAGUGUAGUUCUGAGGCACAUGCUGCAGCUGAGAUGUAACGCCCAGGCAGUCACCAUGUUCCAAGAUACAGGAGUGACAGACUCAGCAGUGCAGUCCAACCGGGAAAUACGCAUCGCCACAGCAAUAUUCCCAACCCUUAGUCUUCUGAAUCACUCCUGUUGUCCCAACACCAGUCUGGUGUUCAGCACUGGAGCCAAUACUGAUCCAUCUGAACCUGAUCAGUCUGACUUUGAUGAGGAUGUAGCCCGUGGUGUCGUGGUUACAGUCAGAGCAGCCAAAGAUAUCACUCAUGGACAAGAGGUCCUGCAUUGUUAUGGUCCCCACAGCAGUAGAAUGGCGAUCCGUAAACGCCAAUGUCUCCUGCAGCAGCAGUACUAUUUCCUGUGUGAGUGUGAGGCCUGCUGUCUGCAGCUGCAGGAGGAGGAGGAGGAGGAGGAGGAGGAGGAGGAGGGGACAGAGGGCAGUUGGCAGGUGCCAGUAAUAGGAGCAAGUCAAAAUCACUCUGGACUCCAGUGUGGGAAGUGCAAUGGCCCUCUCAAAAAAUGCAGUAAGGACACAGGAACAGGAUUUAUAUGCCCUCAGUCAUCUUGCGGUCAGCGUAUAUCUUACACAGAUGUGAGCCGCAGAUUACAGGAGGUCAGCGACCACCUUCAGAGGGCCGUGGAGCUCAUGGAGAGAGACAAGCCAGACAAGGCUCUGCUGCUGUUGCAAAGAGCAAUGUCUCAAUCUGGACUCAUCCUCUCAGAGAUUCAUCCACUACAGGGGGAACUGGCAGAUGCCAUGGCCAGAGCAUACGCAGCAAUGGGUGACUGGAACAGUGCAGCCUCCGAGCUGGAGCGUAGUGCUGUUGCCAUUGGGUCCCAGUACGGAGAAGACAGUAUUGAACUGGGCCGACAGCUCUUUAAAUUGGCACAGCUACACUUCAAUGGUGGAGCGGUAGGACCGGCUCUUUGUGUCAUUCCCAAGGUCAGACGACUCCUCUCUCUUCACUGUGGCUCAGACUGCCCUGAGCUAAAUGAGCUACAAGCCAUGGAGGACUGCCUACGAGGGUGAAUUAUAGUUUUGAUAAUGUGUGUAAAGGUUUGUAGUAGUUACAUAAAUUAAGUUAAAUCUAACCAUUUGUAAAGACUGUGGACCCUGGACUUUUGAAUAUGUUUUUGCUUCCCAUGUGUGUAUUAUUGUAUGUAUACCUGUGUUUAUAUACAACAAUUUGUACACUGAUGUGCAGUGUACAUUUACUGUUGUAGAGUUAACAGUCAGUUCCAUACUGCCAGCAAACGGCCACAGGUAUACAUAUAUCAAAGCUCCCUGACCUCUUGGUGUCAGAAUUUAUCCAUCAAUAAAUUCAAUUUCAUGCUUGAAUGUUAUUGCUGCACCAAGUGAGGCCAUUGUGCAGCUUCGCCGCCCUCUACUUCCAAAUUACUUCUCUAAAUGUUAUUGAAUAAAAUAUGUGCAUUUGU
This is a messenger RNA of Myripristis murdjan (pinecone soldierfish), 3100 nucleotides long. RefSeq names its product SET and MYND domain containing 4 (gene smyd4). Lineage: Eukaryota; Metazoa; Chordata; Actinopteri; Holocentriformes; Holocentridae. The transcript has 10 exons. Gene Ontology annotation, biological process: heart development. The record is from RefSeq and is a predicted model, not a curated record. The coding region runs from base 264 to 2693 and encodes 809 amino acids. Gene Ontology annotation, molecular function: histone deacetylase binding. Gene Ontology annotation, cellular component: cytoplasm; nucleus.